Messenger RNA from Purpureocillium lilacinum, 1116 nucleotides. RefSeq lists its product as uncharacterized. Lineage: Eukaryota; Fungi; Ascomycota; Sordariomycetes; Hypocreales; Ophiocordycipitaceae. The record is from RefSeq and is a predicted model, not a curated record.
AUGUCGGGUCCCUUCUACCACCAGCGCACCUCCCUCAGCUCGUCGCGAUCCUCGCUGCCGAGCAUGCAGGCCAUGCCGUACGUAACGCAGUACGGCGACGCCUACAACCCGGCGGCCCUGCCCAAGGGCCCGCUCCGCGUCCCGCAGAAGCAUCAGCGCCGCAGCACCGGCCCCAGCACGUACCCGCCGCCGUACGUCUCCUCGGACGCGAGCACCGGUCACAUCACGCCCGAGUCGCGGCCGUCGGGCGGUCCCGAGGCGGGGAAGGAGGUCGCCGCCGCGGACGAGUCGGGCGGUUCGUCGGACAGGACGGAGGUGCCGCCGCCGGAGGCGGCUCAGGGGAAUAACGGCGGCGGCCGGCAUGACGAAAAGGCGUGGUUUGCUCACCGGAAGCGAUCGUGCCGGUUCUUGGUCGUUGUCGGUGUCAUCACGGCCAUUAUUGUCGGCCUUGCUGUGGGCUUGGCUGUCGGUCUCAGAAAGAGGGGAAGCACGUCCGGAAAGAACUCAAGCUCCAACUACAAGUUCCCCGCCGGCUCCUACACGUUCGACACGUCUCUCAAGAGUGAGGACCAGGACUGCACGUCGCGGGCCAGCACAUGGCGAUGCGACGCUCAGGCAAAGGGAAACACAACGACUUUGUACUGGAACAUCAAGUCCCUGAGCCCAGACACGUACACGGUAUCCUCGGCGCCCUCCUCCUCCAAGGACGGCAGCGACAACUCGCUGGCCCUCCCGUCCUUCAGCAACCUCAAGAUGCGCCUCGUCGACGCCAACCAGCCGACGGAGCGGCUCGUCUUCUCCAUGCCCGUCAACAAGACGGUCGUGCCCUCGGACGGCGGCACGUCGCUCAACCGCGCCGCCAAGUGCACCUACGCCGACGUCGAGGUCGAGGCCACGCUGUACACGCGCCGGCGCGGCGGCAAGAGCUUCGACGCCCCGGCCGACGCGGGCGGUAGCGACGACGGGGCUGUCGCUUGGCCUGGGGACAUCGAGGUCUCGCAGCUCAUGAACUCGACCAUUGGGCAGCCGACGUGCGAGGACUCGACCGGCCGCCAGAUUGCCGACGUGCAGGCAGCGUCGGGGACGUGUGCAUGCAUGUACUCGAACGCGAAGUGA